Molecule: messenger RNA, 620 nt
Organism: Rhododendron vialii
Lineage: Eukaryota; Viridiplantae; Streptophyta; Magnoliopsida; Ericales; Ericaceae
Exons: 2
Coding region: 55-405 (116 amino acids)
Source: RefSeq, a predicted model, not a curated record
AAUGUAUUCUAAAGAGAACAAUUGGCGUUGAAUGCUAAGAAUUUUUUUAAAUGAAUGCUGGUGAAUGAAUUCCCACCGCAUUCCUCUCUCACCUUUCUCUCCGUCGACUUCCUCUCUCUUCCUCCGACCCACCACCAGUACACUGCACCACGGCACUGCCUCUCUUCUCCAUCAGUGGCACCACCACCACCAGGAUAUAUGAAGGGCAGACACAAUUGCACAGGCAAGGCCGAAAGAAGUCAAAGUUAUGCGGACAAGGGGAAAGGAAUUUUCACGUAUGCUAAGGAAAAAGAGAUUGCUUUGGUAUUCCUGCACAAUCUAUCUCUUGGAGGAAUUUCCGAUCAAAUACGAGGCCGAGCGUCGGUAUUGCCGGUUCUGAGGUGUCUAUUUCUUCUUAGGCGGUGAGACUGUUUUUUUUUUUCUUGCUGUUAAUAUCUAAGGCGGCGGAACCGUUUUUUUAACUUUGUUGUAUAUAAUUAUAAUCCGGUUUGGUCCUAUCCAAUUUGCAUUCUAUAUAUCUAUAACCCUAUGUAAUCCUGCUUUUUGAAGUGUGUAGCUCUUGCGUCUUUGUAAAUGAAAUCAAUGUUUCUAAUGGAAAAGGAAGGCCCCUUUUUAUUUUA